Molecule: messenger RNA, 2016 nt
Organism: Eremomyces bilateralis CBS 781.70
Lineage: Eukaryota; Fungi; Ascomycota; Dothideomycetes; Eremomycetales; Eremomycetaceae
Product: alpha/beta-hydrolase
Exons: 5
Coding region: 204-1748 (514 amino acids)
Molecular function (GO): carboxylic ester hydrolase activity
Source: RefSeq, a predicted model, not a curated record
AACGCUCGGUAGUCGGUAACCGUGCUUGAGUUGCAAUUUUGAAUGCGGAGGCUACUAUCGAUGAAACACUACCGGUAGGUGGUAUAUGAACAUCGGGGUCCUAAGUUGAUAGAUGACGCGGGUGUACAAGAACUACAGUGCAGUUCAAGCAUCAGUUCCGUUUCACAGGCACUGUUUAGGCACUGGUCAGAUCCCUAAACACAAUGUUGCCAACGACGUAUCUUCACUCCCUUGCGUCGCUUGCUGUUCUUCUUCAUCCAGUCUCAGCAUGGGCGGUUGGAAAGGGAGUUGAGACCACAAGCGGUAGGGUCCAAGGACAUGCUGCCUCUGAAUAUCCCGAAGUGUCAGAGUAUCUCGGGAUUCCUUACGUGGCUCCACCAGUCGGCGACCUACGAUGGAUGCCACCGCAACGCCUCCGCAGAAAACACGACAGGAAACCUUUCAUUGCCGACAAGUUCAGCGCUGAUUGUCCAGCACUGUACUCGCCGGUGGUGAACACGUCCAACCCUAUCGCCACCGCUGUCCAGACAUCCCUCAGUCAGAUAGGGCACGUGCAGAGUGAGGAUUGCCUGACGCUCAAUAUCUGGACGAAGCCGCAAUGUGGAGAGAGGAAGAAAGCAGUGCUGGUUUGGAUCUAUGGAGGAGGUUUCCAAACGGGAGCAUCCAACAAUCCGUCCUACAACGGGCAGACGUUUGCGGAGAAAUCUGACGUCGUUGUUGUAUCGUUCAAUUAUCGCCUCAACCUGUUCGGCUUCCCGUCCGCACCCGGCAUUCCGGAACUCAACUUGGGAAUUCUGGACCAGCGGGCCGCCGUCGAAUGGGUCCGGGACAACAUCGCGAGGUUCGGAGGCGACCCGAACCGCAUCACCCUCUUUGGUGAAUCGGCUGGAUCUCGUGCCGUCGACAUAUACGCCUACGCCUGGGCGGAUGCUAAAGAUCCCAUCGUCAACGGAUUUAUUUGCGAAUCUGGUUCUGCCCCUUUCACCACUGGCAAUACACUGAAUCCGGAACUUUGGUAUUCUCUGAGCGAACGACUCGGAUGCGGCGGUGCGGAAAAGGGCAACGCAACUGUCACAUGCAUGAGGACCAAACCAUUCCAGGACAUUCUUGAUGCAUCCAAAACCAGUCCCGGCAAACCCGGGCUCUUUCGGCGCUUCUAUCCCGUUACGGAUGAAAAGGUCGUCUUCAGCGAUUAUGAGAAGCGUGCUGCGACGGGCCGGUUCAUUCAAAAACCACUUCUAAUCGGGAACAAUGACAACGAAUACGGGCUGCAAUCUACCAUCGCGAAGUUGCAGGGAGCCACGAUGUCAAAUACCUCAAUUUUGCUGGGGAAUCUUGGCUACCAGUGUUCAGCCCGGGUCCAGGCUCAACGCCGUCGUGACAACGCCGUUCACUCGUGGCGAUACCGAUGGAUGGGCGUCUUUCCAAAUCAAGCCAUCGCCCCUGAUGCCGGAGCCUGGCAUGGCAGCGAGAUCUCUCACGUCUUUGGGACUCUCGGAGUUUUUGGGACAGUCCCAGCGACGCCGGAGCAAGUCCAAGUAUCCAAACUUAUGAACACGGCAUGGGCAGCGUUCGCAAAGAGCCCGAAAUAUGGUUUGCUGAAGCUCGGAUGGCCGCUCUACAAUGAGACAGAAAAUUCGCUUAUUCUUCUGGCGGACAAAAACGGACCUGGAGCGACGUUUGUCCCAGGUGGAAAAUUUGACGCGCAAUGCAAUCUAAUAACCAACAAUGUCCCACAGCUCCCAUAGAGGCCGAGUUCACGUUUAUAAUUUGAGUACCGCUCUAUUACAAAACGAAGGAAUAUAGUGGAACAAGAUAAUCGCAGUGAGACGUGUGGUAGUGGUCGAGACCUGCCUGCAGAGAUAAAAUGUAAUUCGACUUUCGCGCAAAGUUUGCAAGGAAGCUUCAUAAGUUAACUGUGGACACAUUAUUGAGGCCAAAACGAUUGCUCGCUCACGCAAAUAUAAAGCAAGUAAUAUCAUCACUGAGUCAAGACACUAAGCGCAAAGAGACAUU